Messenger RNA from Lolium perenne, 1155 nucleotides. RefSeq lists its product as uncharacterized. The record is from RefSeq and is a predicted model, not a curated record. NCBI's taxonomy places the organism in Eukaryota, Viridiplantae, Streptophyta, Magnoliopsida, Poales, Poaceae.
AUGGUCCGCCUCAAAGUCUCGCUGCGCGACCGGGUGCGCAUCGCCGCUGUCUGCAGAUCGUGGCGCAGCCUGGCAUCACGGCACCCUGCAGAGCCCACCGUCCCGUUGCUGCUGAUCUCGCCGCCGCACAAAUCCGUCGGCCCCAUGUCGGAGCGUCUGUACAACCCCGAGGAUGGUGGGCGCUUUUACUUCAACGUGCCUUGGGACCUUUGGUACAAGCGGAUCGUCGGUUCCUACGAUGGCGGCUGGAUCGCCGCCAUCGGCAACCACAAGCUUGUGAUCAAGAACCUCUUUUCAGAUACGGCAGCUACGCUUCAGCUGAAGACUGGGUUUGACUUCCAGGUGUGCAAAAUCGUCUUCUCGGAGGCCCCGACCUCGAGCAACUGCAUCUUGGCCGCCAUCACCACUAACAGAUUAAACAUUGCAAUGUACAGAGUUGGCCGACCGGACGGCGGCUGGACAUCGACACGAGGGCCUUCCAUGGAGGAGCUCACCGACAUUGCUUUCUGCGGUGAAGAGCUCUAUGGCCUUUGUGGUGACAAUUUCGAAGCAUCGGAUUGUGUCUCUAAGGAAAGAACGAUGCUUAAGCUGUUCAAGUUUGACAUCGGCGUAAAUGAUGACGGUGCACCAAUGGUCAUUGGUGCACAACAAUUGGGCGAACAGUUCGACAUUGGAAUGAGAGACAGCGUGAACAUGUGGAUGCCCAUACGGGAGCGCAAGAAACAGAUACGCGGCAGCUACAUUGUCGAUCUACAUGGCAAGCCAUCUAUCGCAGUUGUGGCUAAAUGGCAGCAUGACCUCGGGCCUUUCUUCAAAGUGUUUUUCCUGGUUAGUGACGAUCAUGAUGACUAUAUGUGGGAAGAGGUGAUGAGCCUGGGUGACUACGCCUUGUUCGUAAGCCCAACUUGCUCCAAGGCGGUGGAGGCUGGUGGCCAUAUGAAGGGAAACACAGUGUAUUACUCGUGCCAUCGUGGCUACUCGGGUAGCAGCAAGUUGAGAGCCGGUGACGGAGACGAGGUGGAGAGGAUUGGGUCGGUAGGGUUGUACGUAGGGAACGGUCCUCUUGGUUCCAUGUGGCUUCUCCGUCCUGCAGAGUUAUCAAUUAAUAACCGAACUGCGUGCACAAUUUAUUUAGACAUACAUGCUAUAGGGUAG